Messenger RNA from Elaeis guineensis (African oil palm), 1692 nucleotides. The record is from RefSeq and is a predicted model, not a curated record. NCBI's taxonomy places the organism in Eukaryota, Viridiplantae, Streptophyta, Magnoliopsida, Arecales, Arecaceae.
UAAUUCCAGCUCCCUUUGGGACGCUGGUCCGGGGCCAAGUGAGAAGGGUGCGGAGAGGAAGAAAGGAAAGGGGCUGGAGAGAGAGGAAAGAACACAUUUCCGAACCCUAAUUCUCUUCUCUCCGACGCCUUUUCGAUCGAUUUUUUUUCGGAUUUCUCGGUGUUCCUCGACGAACUCAACAUGGCUUGAACUCAACGUUGCAAAAAGAAAAAAAAAUAUUUUUUGCUAGCUCUUUUGACUCGAGUAAGUUCUUACUGCCUCUCAGUAAAUUUGUAUAUAUUUCUGACAGCAUAAAUUGGGAAGAGGACAUCGUGACAAAGUUCAGCAGUUUAUGGCAAUAACUGGAACCAGUGAGAAGGUUGCUCUUCAGGCUUUGAAAGCCAGUGAUUGGCAUCUAGAGGGGGCUUUUGACUUUUUCUAUAGCCAACCACAAAUUAGAGCAGUGACAGAUUCUAGACAUCUUGAAGAGCUUUACAAUAGAUACAAAGUUGCGAUUUUUGGAUUGAGCUCCAUCUUAUGUAUCCCAUUACGUAGGGUGAUCAGAAGCUUCUCAUCCAUGUCUAUCUCAGACCCUUAUGUUGAUAUGAUCAUGGUUGACGGUGUAUCUCUUCUUUGCAAUGACUUGCAGGUGGAGCCUCAAGAUAUUGUAAUGUUGGUUGUGUCUUGGCAUAUGAAGGCUGCCACAAUGUGUGAGUUCUCUCGGCAGGAGUUUAUAAGUGGAUUACAAUCACUUGGGGUAGAUUCAAUUGAAAAAUUUCGUGAAAAAAUUCCAUCACUGCGUGCUGAGCUUAAAGACGAAAAUAAAUUUCGUGAGAUAUACAACUUUGCAUUUGGUUGGGCAAAAGAUCAGGGUCAAAAGUCUCUGGCUCUGGAUACAGCUAUUGGCAUGUGGCAGUUACUGUUUGCUGAAAAGCACUGGCCCUUGGUUGACUAUUGGUGCCAGUUCUUACAAGUCAGGCAUAAUAAAGCAAUCUCAAGGGAUACUUGGUCUCAGCUAUUGGAAUUUGCUAAGACAAUUGAUCCUCAAUUAUCCAACUAUGAUGCAGAGGGUGCAUGGCCCUACCUUAUUGAUGAAUUUGUGGAGUACUUGUUCGAAAACGGGAUUGUCCAGCGUGGAAAUUGAAAGGAAGUUGAGAGAUGAAUUGUGGCAUAGGUGAUAGCACACAAAUGUACAUCAUUAUCAACUCCUUUUCAAUAUUUGAAUUAUUUCCCACCCAUGGUAUGGCACUAGUUGCUCUUGAAUUCAGUCGGUUGCUGCGUAAAAUUGGCUUCACCAAAAACAAGAUGCUACAUUAGAGAAUCUUUUAAGCCUGGUGAUGGAGGAAAUAUUCUACUCUUCUGGCUGGCCAGUGAAUAUAGAGAUGGUAUUAGUGAUUCAUCAAUGUCUUGAUUGUUAUAUGGCUGAAUUUUAAUGUUAUUUGGUAACUUUUUGGUGCAAGCUGCCUGUGACUGGUUUUUAUUCAACAGAUGGUAACAUUUGCACAACUGGGAUGAAAAAUAAGAGCUGUUGAUUUAGAGAUGUUACCCUCUCAUAGCAGAAUCUCUCGUUGGGUGUCUGACUACCUCAUGCAUCAUUAAUCUGCUGUAUGGGAAUCAGUUGACACAGGCUGAUUCUUUUGUUCCCACUUGCAAUUUCUUGGAUGUGACUUUGUUUUUGGCAUUGAAAGAUCUUGGAUGGGGUUUAUUGCCCAA